Molecule: messenger RNA, 1474 nt
Organism: Cyprinodon tularosa
Lineage: Eukaryota; Metazoa; Chordata; Actinopteri; Cyprinodontiformes; Cyprinodontidae
Gene: hacd4
Product: 3-hydroxyacyl-CoA dehydratase 4
Exons: 6
Coding region: 194-691 (165 amino acids)
Biological process (GO): sphingolipid biosynthetic process; fatty acid elongation; very long-chain fatty acid biosynthetic process
Cellular component (GO): endoplasmic reticulum membrane
Molecular function (GO): 3-hydroxyacyl-CoA dehydratase activity
Source: RefSeq, a predicted model, not a curated record
GAGUCGUUAUGUCUGAUUUAACAUCUCUGACUCUUUCUUCUCCUGCAGGUAUAACUUCAGGCUUGUCUACAUUUUCUCCUAUAACUUAUUCCAGUUCUGCUGUCACACAUGGAUCCUGGCUAACACCAUCGCAAGGUUUCUCACCUUUGGCCAAGAUGCUUUGGCGGACACCUUUUACUCGGUGGGCUUUGUGAUGAGCCUCUGCCAGCUGCUCUCCAUCCUGGAGGUCUUCCACAUCGCAGAUGGGAUCGAGAAGGCUCGGCUCCUUCCUCGCUUCAUCCAAGUGAUGGAGAAGAACAUUCUGCUGAUCAUGGUCAUCAUGUUGGAGGAGAUCCAAAGUAAGCCAGUGGUGUGUGCGCAGUUCUUCCUGUGGAACAUACUGGACCUCCUACGAUACCCGCAUGAGCUCCUGUGCGUUAUGGAGAGACCCUCCAUUUCCAUGUUGUGGCUCCGUUACUCUCUUUGGAUCCCGUUAUACAUCCUGUCUGUUGCCAAUGAAGGUGUCACCGUUUAUCAGGCCAUGCCGUACAUGGAGCCGUCAGCCUCCAGCUCAGCUUAUAUUCAUCUCCCCUUCCUGCUGAUGCUCUACCUGUCGCUUCUCACCGUGGGAGCCUCACUGACGGUCUGGCAGCUGCUGAAGGAGAGGAAACACCAUCUGGAGAAACGCUUCAAGAGGAAGAAGAAGAAAUGAGCGAGUUGGAUCGAUGUGGUUAAAGAGACGAUGCGUUUAAACGCGUUUGAGAACCGAAGACUGUAAAGAAGGAUGGACACAAAAUGCAACAUUUUUUUUUCUCAAGCGGUUUUAAUGAAGUCGGUAAAUUCCUCACUCAUCUGUGUCUAAGUGAAAAAAAAAAAAAAAAAGAGUCUCUGCUGUUUGCCGAGUCGGACGGAUGAGACGGCGGCUUCCUCUGCGCUACCAGCCGUACGCUCUGGUCCACACCGCCUUCUUCCUGAACUCGGAGGAGGACUUCAGACUCAGGAGAGCCGCUGGAACAAGAGCAGAACAUGGAGGAGAUCAACUUUUCCUGUGGAUGACGGCCAGCAGAGUGCAAACUCAGCAUUUAAACGUUACGAUCUACCUCUGAGCUCCGAAAGCAACGGAUGUUCAUUCAGCUGAUCUACAGAAGUUCCCAGGACAGAAUCAGGCAUCUGCAGCUUAUUGCAAAAAAAACCAGGGAACUCUAUCCAUGACUGGACCAGGUUCUGCUGAGACUGUCCAGGUCCAAACAGUCUGAAACCCACCUCAUAUGGGGUCAAUUCUGUCCCAUUAUUGUUGCAUGAAAGAACACAUUUCAUAAAUGGAAAUUUGAAAAAAUAGUUUUGAGAGUAACUUUGCUGUUUUCUUAGAUUUUAUAAAGAAUAAAAAAUAAUGAUAGAAACAUAAAGUUGUGCUGAAAAGUUUGCAUCCCCUCCCAUUAAAGAAAAGAUAAACUCACACAAAAAUGAAAAUUGUUACAAUAAAUAAUAAUAAAAA